Messenger RNA from Odocoileus virginianus texanus, 5098 nucleotides. The record is from RefSeq and is a predicted model, not a curated record. Lineage: Eukaryota; Metazoa; Chordata; Mammalia; Artiodactyla; Cervidae.
UCGAUCCCGGGCUGGAUGACUGAGGCAUUUCAGACAUGGACUGAGCCAGAGCGAGAGAGCGAGCUCCGCGGCUGCGGCGAUCUCUCGAUAAGCCACCUAGAGGCGACUCGGUGCGCGCGCUCCCCAGUGGUUCCCGCCCUCCCUCUGAUCAUGUUGACAUAUUCACAGGACAGGCAGUAGUACCGUUGCGGCGCUGCGACGUUACAGUUUCCGACACCUUCUUUUUAUAACUCGGCUCUAUCCCCCAGCACUCGACCUGUGAAAACCACGCCUAUGCAGCAACACAAUUGGUCCGAAAGCGUCAAAGAGCCAAUCAAGAGGCCUCCGGCUCCCCGCAGCCCACAGCAGAGCCCGACCUUCUAGACCGCCGAGCAGACGCCCGGGGAAUUCUAGAGGCGGAGGAGGGUGGCGAGGAGCUCUCGCUGGCUUUCUUUCGCUCCCUCCCUCUCCUGGCGCUCCUUCUCCCACUCCGUCUCUCUCUCUCUCUCUCCCUUCUUUUCAUUCCCCUCCUCCUCCCCCCACCUCUAAAUCCUCCCAGCCCUGCGCGUCUGGACGCAGAUUUAGGAAGGGAAUUCGCUCACGUUUUAGGACAAGGAAGAGAGGCGCGGGAGCAGAGCACACAGCAAGAUUCGGAUUGAAACCCAGACACCCUCCGGAGGCUCGGAGCGGAGGAAGGCGGAGGAGAAGGGCGAACGGAAGCCCGCUUGCAGUUCAAGUUUUGAUAGCGCUGGUAGAAGAGGGCUUCCAUCAGAGAUUUUUUUUUUAUUUUAAGGAGAGAGACUUUUUUUUUUUUCUUUUUUCGCUCUCUUCGCUCGCAGUUCCAGCCGGUCUAGCGCAACUGCAGACGCCUCCCGCGAGCCGAGGGGAAAGGCUAGAGACGGGGGGGCGGGGGAAGAAGAAGAAGAAAAGGUAAAAAAAAAAAAAAAGUCUCCUAGGAGAGCCGUCCGCAUUGGCAACAAAGAACUGGGGGCUGGGGAGCAAUCGCCGGGACCCAGGGCAGGCGUGUCUAUUUCGAGCCGAGCGGCUGGGCUCCGGCGCGAGUCCAGACCCUGCUCGUUCCCCUCGCCUCGGAAACCGACUUCCAGGAGUGGCUUUUUGGAAACGCCAGACACCGGGACAGUCACCCAAGCGACUAUGUCUCCUGAUUUCUCGCCUUGCCCUCUUUAAAAGCGGCCUUCCCCUGCCCCAAAGACACUUCCCCCUCUUCACUUUGAGGUGCUUUAGUUGUGAUCCUCCCACCGCCUUUUUUUUUCUUUCGCUUUUUUACCCCCUCCAAACUAUGCGCUGCUGUUAAAAAAACAAACCAAACCAAAACUAAACAGCAGCUGCGGACUUGUCCCCGGCUGGAGCCCAGCGCCCCGCCUGGAGUGGAUGAGCCUCUCCAUGAGAGAUCCGGUCAUUCCUGGGACAAGCAUGGCCUACCAUCCGUUCCUACCUCACCGGGCGCCGGACUUCGCCAUGAGCGCAGUGCUGGGUCAUCAGCCGCCUUUCUUCCCCGCUCUGACGCUGCCUCCCAACGGCGCGGCGGCGCUCUCGCUGCCCGGCGCCCUGGCCAAGCCGAUCAUGGAUCAGUUGGUGGGGGCGGCCGAGACCGGCAUCCCAUUCUCGUCCCUGGGACCUCAGACCCAUCUGAGGCCCCUGAAGACCAUGGAACCCGAAGAAGAAGUAGAGGAUGACCCCAAGGUACACCUGGAGGCCAAAGAACUUUGGGAUCAAUUCCACAAGCGGGGCACGGAGAUGGUCAUUACCAAGUCGGGAAGGCGAAUGUUUCCUCCAUUUAAAGUGAGGUGUUCUGGGCUGGAUAAAAAAGCCAAAUAUAUUUUGUUGAUGGACAUUAUCGCUGCGGAUGACUGUCGCUAUAAAUUUCACAAUUCCCGGUGGAUGGUAGCAGGAAAGGCUGAUCCUGAAAUGCCGAAGAGAAUGUACAUUCACCCGGACAGCCCUGCUACUGGGGAACAGUGGAUGUCCAAAGUUGUCACUUUCCACAAACUGAAACUCACCAACAACAUUUCGGACAAACAUGGAUUUACUUUGGCCUUCCCAAGUGAUCAAGCAACGUGGCAGGGGAAUUAUAGUUUUGGUACUCAGACUAUAUUGAACUCCAUGCAUAAAUACCAGCCCCGGUUCCACAUCGUGAGAGCCAAUGACAUCUUAAAACUUCCUUAUAGUACUUUUCGGACAUACUUGUUCCCCGAAACCGAAUUCAUCGCUGUGACUGCAUACCAGAAUGAUAAGAUAACUCAGUUAAAAAUAGACAACAACCCUUUUGCAAAAGGUUUCCGGGACACUGGAAAUGGCAGGAGAGAAAAAAGAAAGCAACUCACCCUGCAGUCCAUGAGGGUGUUUGAUGACAGACACAAAAAGGAGAACGGCACCUCAGACGACUCCUCCAGCGAACAGGCCGCCUUCAACUGCUUCGCCCAGUCCUCCUCCCCGGCCGUGUCCACCGUAGGGACAUCCAACCUCAAAGAUCUGUGUCCCAGCGAGGGGGAGAGCGACGCCGAGGCUGACAGCAAAGAGGAGCACGGCCCCGAGGCCUGUGACGCGGCCAAGAUAUCCACCACCACGUCGGAGGAUCCGUGCAGGGACAAGGGCAGCCCGGCGGUCAAGGCACACCUCUUCGCGGCCGAGCCCGGCGGGCGGCCCCGGGACAGCGGGCGGCUUGACAAGGCAUCGCCCGACUCGCGUCACAGCCCGGCCACCAUCUCGUCCAGCACCCGCGGCCUGGGCGCCGAGGAGCGCCGGAGCCCGGGCCGCGAGAGCGCGGCCACGUUCAAGGUGGAGGAGGCGCGCGCGCUGCCGGGCAAGGAGGCCUUCGCGCCGCUCACCGUGCAGACGGACCCGGCCGCCGCGCACCUGGGCCAGGGCCCCCUUCCUGGCCUCGGCUUCGCCCCUGGCCUGGCCGGCCAGCAGUUCUUCAAUGGGCACCCGCUCUUCCUGCACCCCGGCCAGUUCGCCAUGGGGGGCGCCUUCUCCAGCAUGGCCGCCGGCAUGGGGCCCCUGCUGGCCACCGUGUCCGGGGCCUCCACCGGCGUCUCGGGCCUGGAUUCCACGGCCAUGGCCUCGGCUGCCGCGGCGCAGGGACUGUCGGGGGCGUCGGCCACCCUGCCCUUCCAUCUCCAGCAGCACGUUCUGGCCUCUCAGGGCCUGGCCAUGUCGCCUUUCGGAAGCCUGUUUCCUUAUCCUUACACGUACAUGGCCGCAGCAGCUGCCGCCUCCUCGGCGGCGGCCUCCAGCUCCGUGCACCGCCACCCUUUUCUGAACCUGAACACCAUGCGCCCGCGGCUGCGCUACAGCCCCUACUCCAUCCCCGUGCCGGUGCCCGACAGCAGCGGCCUGCUCACCACCGCCCUGCCGUCCAUGGCCGCCGCCGCUUCCGUGUCCUUGUCGCCCAAGCUCUGCCCGGAGAAGGAGGCGGCCACCAGCGAACUGCAGAACAUCCAGCGGUUGGUCAGCGGCCUGGAAGCCAAGCCCGACAGGUCCCGCAGCGCCUCCCCGUAAACCCCUCCCCAGAAAAGUCUCUUCAUUCCAGUCCAGUCCAGUCUGCAGUGCACUUUGUUGGAUGUCACAUAAACCGCGGGCCUGCAGUGAGGUCAGCCCUUUUUUGUGCAGCCCUGUCUGGGAAAGGGGUGCUGGACUCCCUGGAGAGAAUGUGCUAGAAACAGGCCCUGUCUUCUUGGCUGUGGUUUAUACAUCCGGGAUCUGGCUCAGAAACGUCCCAGUUGCAUUGAGCUGUUGGGGGUAGGAGUUCAAGCCUUGGCGGCCAGAGCACCUCCUUGGGGGCUGGUCUGGAAGCUGUGGGAAGAUCCGAGGUAGCCAGGCCCCAGGAGGGGAGGUGUUGAAAAGUUUCUCCCCCAGUGAAGAUCUAUAUAUAUGUGUGUGUGUGCGUUUUUUUCCUUCACCGUCCCAAGUGGAAACACAAAAUUGAAAAAAAAAAAUACUGGGGACAAAUGGAUACAUUAACAUGAUUCUGUUCGUGAAGAUUAAAAACUUUCUAGUGACGUGCUUAUCAGUUCUAAAUAAAUUACUGGGCAGCAUUGUUUGGGGAGGGAAGUCUCUGCCAUCCUUGUUUAGUCUCUAUUAAGGAAAUCUGUGUCUUUUUAAUAAUUCUUGUGAUGUUUUAAGAGCUCUAGGUCUCUUGCAUGUUCCACAGUAAUGUAUUUGUGGGUUUUAUUUUUGAAUGCUUGCUUUUAGAGAGAAAAUAUGACCCCUUAUCUUUUCCUAGAUCAUUGACAACCCCAAGGGGGAUGACUUAAAAGGAAGGGAUGGGGAAGAUACCAAAAAUGAAUUUAUUUUAUCUAAGUUCUGUAGCAGGAUUCAUGUUGUCCCUCUGGCAGUUCUUUUCUGUUUCCUGUAUAUGCAAUAACAAGGUUUUUAAAAAAAAAUAAAGAAGCGAGACUAUUAGACAAAGUAUUUAUGUAAUUAUUUGAUAACUCUUGUAAAUAGGUGGAAUAUGAAUGCUCGGAAAAUUAAACUUUAAUUUAUUGACAUUGUACAUAGCUCUAUGUAAAUAGGAUUGCAGCUGUCAGGUUUUGUGGUUUUGUUUUCCUAUAGUCAGUUUUAUUUCAAGGUCACAGGAUCGCUUUUAAAAGUAGAAAACACACUUUCUGCACCGACACCAACACACUUUUCAAAAGAGUCGUCUGCAAAGAAAAUUUCUUUUUUAAUGUCCAAAACUGGGGAAAAGUGCUAUUUGCCUAUUUUACCGAAAACUGGGGAGGUGGUGCCACUUCCUAGCCCCACCUGAAAUUCCUAAGAGUGUUUUUGAGAUUGCUUGGGGAGGGUGGGGGGGAGGGGAGUGCAGAGGCUGUGGUUUGACUUUCUAAUUUUUCUUUCCUAUUUGUAUUUGCUAGUCUGAUUUCUUCAAAACAAAGUGGAAUUGACUACUUACUGUCUUCAGUGUUGAUGUUUUGAAUUGGUGCCUCUAGAGAGAAAUAUUCACAGUUAAAAAGUCAGGUGCUGAGAGAUGGUUUAAAGACAAAAAUUUCAUGAAGGUAUAUUUUGUGUUAUAAUUGUUGAUGAGUUCUUUGGUUUUCUGUAUUCCCCCCCCCCCUUUAAAAAUCUCGUUGAAAUUUCAAUAAAUUUUUAUUGAAAUGUC